AUGGCAUUUCUUUUUGUUUCAAUAGCUGCAAUUGAUGUGAGCGUUUGCAAGGAACAACCGAUAUUAAUGUGGUUGCAGCCAUAUAUAGACCUGAUUUGCAGAAAUUUCACAGUUCUUCCUCCAAGUUCUGAAGAACCAGGAGCAGCAGAAUCACCAAAGCCUGAUACUGUAGAUCAGACUACUACUGAAGUUCCCGAGUUUGUGGGAGAUUGUGAAUCGGCGACCACAGAAUUGUACAAUGCCUACGUUUGCGGGUUUAUCAUUCUCUUGUGCAUUGAUGUGUUAUUGUUUGUCCAACUUCCGAAAAAUCAUUGCCGAGUGGCUCCUCAGCCAUGUAACUCGAGUUAUUGCAAAAGCUCGUGUUCGAAGAAUACAGAAUGUUCCUGUUGCCCAAAGGAGUCGAAGGGAACGAGGUUGAAAAAGAGGCUGAUUAAAUGUAUAGACUACCACAGAUUUCGGCAAUGCGCGUCAAUGCAAUCGGCAUCUUCCUGUAGUACCAUAGGCCCUUGCGGCCCAGGUUGCACCCAUGGAUCAUGCUGUGGUGCCGGAGGAGCACCGUGCACACAAGGCGAUGGCCCCGCAACUUGCUGUGCUUCAAAACCAAUGAUUCCUGGCGGUCCUUUUACACCCGCCCAUGGUCCCGGAGCCACAUAUCCCAUAAUACCGGUAUCAGCAAAAAAGAGCUCUAUGCCCGCGGGGCCUAGUUGUGGAGGUCCAAGUGGCGGAGGUCCUGCGCCGCAUGGGCCCGGACCUGGAGGACCUGGUCCUUGCGGAAGUGGCCCAGGACCCCACGGGCCUGGCGGUGGCCCAGGACCCCACGGGCCUGGCGGUGGCCCAGGACCCCACGGGCCAGCUCCUGGAGGUGCAGGUGGCUGUGGUAGCAGUCCAGGACCACACGGACCAGGUCCAGGUGGCCCGGGUGCUUGCGGAGGUGGUCCACCAUCUCACGGACCUGGUCCUGGAGGUGCAGGUGCCUGCGGUAGUGGUCCAGCAUCUCACGGGCCUGCACCUGGAGGUGCAGGUGCCUGUGGUGGGGCUCCAAGACCCCACGGACCAGGUCCCGGAGGUCCGGGUGCUUGCGGUGGUGGUCCGGCACCACACGGGCCAGGCCCUCAUAGUGGUACUCCUGGUGGUCCUCACGGAGGACCCCACGGGCCGGGUCCUGAUCAUGCGGGUCCUCACGGUGGUCCUCACGGAGGUCCUUAUAGGCCAGGACCCGCGGGUCCUUUUGGUGGUCGUCCAGGUCCUGGCAAUGUAGGAGCGCAUGAUAUUGCUGGCGGUGGUCAGAGUCCUUGUAAUCCUGGGCAACAAUCUCCUGGUUGUCAAAAGUCAGCUGAUCCUGGGCCACAAGGACAGUCCCAUCCUGGAGAGUCGUGCAAUUCAAAAGGACCUUGUGCAGGAGAAGAAAGCCCACAUGGUCCAAAUGCAGAAGCUCCAUGCGAUUCAAAACCAUGCGGUCUAGGAGUCGGAGGGCCUUCUGGCCCCAACCGCGGUGGACCUUGCCCUGAACAAGCGGAUGAAAAUAUAUCGGAAUCCAAUGCACCGUGCGAUUCAGGCGGUGCUAGCCCUGCCCCACUAGCUGGUGGUGGCGGUUCAACUCAAGACGACCAAAAAAGUAUUUUCUCAACGCAAACUACACCCAGAGCAUUAAUGCCACCAAAUUCAGGACCCCGCAGCGGCAUGGAUCCAUAUAAUGUAAAGUUCAGUCCGAGUGUGCGUGAUUCCUCAUCCAAAGCGCCUUUUCCUAGUGGACCGGGUCCCGGACAUCACAACGCGGCAUCAAAUUUUCCAGGAUCGCCUCCUGAUCAUCGAGGUCAUAUUGUAAACAAUCAGUACAACACUACGGCGAAUCCAAAAUCUGGGCCACCAAAUACAUCAUUUCCUCCAGCAAAUACAAUGCGUGACCAAGAUCCUCGGAACCCGAGUGGUGGUCAAUAUCCGCCAAUGCACUACAAUCAAGGUAAUCGUGGUCCUGUACCAAACCCCCGAACCAUUGGUCAAUAUAAUGCACCGCCUGAAAAUGUAUACGACAGUGCACCGGCUUCACCUCAAUUGCCGCAACCAAAUACCCAGAGAAAGUGCGGAGGCGGGAUGAACAACUACCAACAAGAGACGGACACCAUAAGUAAAACAGAUUCUGAUUAUUAUAGAGAGAAAUCUCCUUUUGAUACGAGUUCAUUAUCUGAAUCAAUGUACUCUGACAGACCCUCAUUGUGUCCAAAAUUUAGCGGAAUCUUGUCCAAUGACAAUGAUACUUCUCGAUGCUCGGAGCAAAUCAUAGCAACUCAAAUGAUUAUUCAAGAUCGAACGGUGGCCAAAACAGCCUCACCACGGAGAAUAACUGAAAAGAAACAUCUUACGAUUCAAGAAAAUCCUGUGGCCAGAAAAACGUCUGCUAGCAAUGCGGGUAGAAAGAUACAGCAAGUGGUUAACGAAAGAUCAAAAUGUAAAGAUGACAUGGAUGUUAAAAUUUCGGCGCCAAAGACCCAAUCAAGCGGCGAGAUGAACCCUAAUAAAUCGCCAUCGUGUAUCGUAUGUCUAAAACCGAUUUCAUCCACUGAGCCUUCAAAGUCUGAAAUUGAGGACAAGGAAAGAAAAUUAACAGAAAUUGCUUGCACAUCAAGUCAGUUGAGCUCGCAACCUACUACAAUGUCUCCAAAAGAAUCAGGGGAGUAUUCAAGUACUGACACGAGCAGAACAGCCACGCCUAAGCGAAAAGGUGCUUUUAAGAAAACAUCAAAAUCUUCCAUCGACAACAGAAUCCACUGA
Molecule: messenger RNA, 2769 nt
Organism: Ctenocephalides felis (cat flea)
Lineage: Eukaryota; Metazoa; Arthropoda; Insecta; Siphonaptera; Pulicidae
Product: collagen alpha-1(III) chain-like
Exons: 5
Coding region: 1-2769 (922 amino acids)
Source: RefSeq, a predicted model, not a curated record